UCCGGGUUGUCUCUGUCACUUGCUCACCAUGAAGAUUAAGAAGCCCUCGAGGAGACAAACGCUGAAUAGGAAAUAUAACAUUCAAAAGAAGGUCAAAGAGCACAACCGUAAAGUGAAGAAGCAAGCUCGGGUGGCUAAGAAAGUCGGAGUUGUAGUAUCGAAGAAGAGGAGAGAUCCUGGCAUCCCUAAUAGCUGGCCUUUUAAGCAGGAGGUGUUGAAUGAUAUGCAGAAGCGGAAGGAGGAGGUGGAGCCUAACAGGAAACGCGAGAGAGAGCUACGCAAGAAAGGCCUUCCUGUCCAGCCAGUGGUAUCUAAGAAGAAUCAGGACAAGAUAGUGAAGUCUCUCGCUGAGUUGAAAUCCGAGGCGGAGCGACGCACGAGGCUCUACGAUAGAUCGGCUGAUGCCCUCAUUGGCUCGUCUUCCUCUGUGCGGGACAUGCACAGUGUCACCCAUCUAGGAACCAACUCAAAGGAGGCGCAGAACACUCGGAGGGCGUACUAUAGGGAGCUGCGGAAAGUGAUGGGAAUGGCUGAUGUCGUUGUUGAGGUGUUGGACGCCAGAGAUCCUAUGAGUUGUCGAUGUAAGAGUCUCGAGGAAGAGGUACUGACCAACGGCAAGAAGGUCAUUCUCUUACUCAAUAAGAUUGAUCUCGUCCCUAAGGAAGCAGUGCAGGCGUGGUUGGCUUACCUCCGUAAGGACUUCCCUACUAUUGCAUUCAAGGCUGCUAGGACAUCUGGGGACCGUCAAACAGGUAGAGCCAUCGCCGCUGAGACUGCUUCCGAGGGGUUACUAAAAUCCAGCUAUGGUGUCAUCGGAAGCGAUGCUUUGUUACAGCUGUUGAAGAACUACGCUAGGGGUGUUGGUACUGGUCGCAUUAGCGUCGGUAUAGUCGGCUACCCCAAUGUUGGUAAGUCCUCUGUUAUCAACUCUAUGAAGAGAGGCAAGAGUGUGCAUCUCAAGACUGGAAAUCGUGCUGGUAUCACUAAACAGAUGCAGGAGGUUCAGAUUGACAAGACGGUCAGCCUUCUGGACUGCCCUGGUGUGAUAUUCUCUGGCACUGAAGAGUCUGCUAGUAACACUUCUAGUUUGGUUAUACGGCAGUCAGUGAACGUGGACGCCCUUGAGGACCCCAUGCCGGUGGUGGAAGCGUUGGUGAAGCGGACACCUCGGAAUGCCGUGUUGAAGCACUUCAGGAUGCCUGCGUUUGAGUCGGUGACCGAGUUGGUCGGACAUGUAUGUCGGACGCGAGGCAAGCUCCGUCGGGGUGGUGCCCCUGACUUUCGUCAGGGGGCUAAGGACGUCCUCAGGGAGUGGACAACUGGACGGCUGCGAUUCUUCUGCAUGCCACCUGCGACUGAUAAGGGCAAGGUCUUUGCCAAGGUGGUUGCCGCUGCCAGCCCUGAGUUUGACAUUGACGCGCUGUUCAGCCAGGCUGAUACUAGUGCGGAAGCGGUGGCCGGAGUGGAGUUGAACGGUUCGGCUAAUCACGCCGCUCAGAGUGGUGACAUGGGAGUCGAUAUGCUAAUGGAUGAUACUGAUAGCAGCGAGGAGGAGGGAGAUGAAGAUGAGGAGGAGGAAGCACCGAUUCUUAUUGACGAGGCUAAUGAGGAGAAGAAGACCCCGGCAGGGCCGCAAGUGGAAAAACGGAUAUUCACGGGAUUGAACCCGCGUGUGAAUCGCGAUAUCAAGAAAAAGACGAAGGAAGUGAAACGUAACCAAGGGAAGAAGGAGAGGAGGCAACAAGCAGAGCAGAUGGAGGCAUCUGACACCGCGAUGGAUGAUGACGAUACUUAUGACUUCCAAAGGGACUUCAAGUGAUUCCUCUUACUGUGUAUCAUCAUCGUCAUUGCGAGGCAAGGAUUCAUCAGCCGUCACCACCACUACCACGUCCGAACAGUAUCUAUACCACU
Messenger RNA from Perkinsus marinus ATCC 50983, 1911 nucleotides. RefSeq names its product Nucleolar GTP-binding protein, putative. Gene Ontology annotation, cellular component: nucleolus. The coding region runs from base 29 to 1819 and encodes 596 amino acids. The record is from RefSeq and is a predicted model, not a curated record. The transcript is spliced from 17 exons. Gene Ontology annotation, molecular function: GTP binding. Lineage: Eukaryota; Perkinsozoa; Perkinsida; Perkinsidae.